AUGCGUGCCUCCGUCGCUCUCUACAACGCUGCCCGGACUCCCCUGAUCCGCUUCGUCGGCAAGCGCUCCGUCCCCAAGUCCAUUGACCACACUCCUCGCGUUCACCCCGCUUCUCCCCUCAGCGCUCUGCCCGACUCUUUCGCCGCCUACCGCGCCAAGGCUCAGCAGCACGGCCCUCUCGGCCGCGCUCAGUUCAGCGGCCGCGUCGGAGCCCAGCCCGGCUCUGCCCUGGGUCCCGUUGCCCCCAAGGCCGGCGAGUUCUUCGACCGCACCGAACUUCCUGCUCGUUUCGGUCGUCUCCCCUGGACACAGGCUGAGAUCGAUGCCGUUGAGACCGGUGGUGCCAGCAUGUACGCCUAA
This is a messenger RNA of Penicillium cataractarum, 360 nucleotides long. Its product is annotated as alpha-ketoglutarate dehydrogenase subunit KGD4. The transcript is spliced from 2 exons. The record is from RefSeq and is a predicted model, not a curated record. Lineage: Eukaryota; Fungi; Ascomycota; Eurotiomycetes; Eurotiales; Aspergillaceae. The coding region runs from base 1 to 360 and encodes 119 amino acids. Gene Ontology annotation, biological process: 2-oxoglutarate metabolic process.